Molecule: messenger RNA, 1918 nt
Organism: Aspergillus wentii DTO 134E9
Lineage: Eukaryota; Fungi; Ascomycota; Eurotiomycetes; Eurotiales; Aspergillaceae
Product: sugar porter family MFS transporter
Exons: 4
Coding region: 68-1591 (507 amino acids)
Biological process (GO): carbohydrate transport; transmembrane transport
Cellular component (GO): membrane
Molecular function (GO): carbohydrate:proton symporter activity
Source: RefSeq, a predicted model, not a curated record
GAAAUAAGCUCAUUUCCUCCACUUUCUCCCUCCACAUUCUAAGCAUACACCAUAAUCUUACAUCAAAAUGCAGCUCUGGAAACACAACUUUCGUGGCAAGACCAUGAUCAUCGCCAUCACCAUGGCGUCUUGUCAGGCUUUUCUUCUUCUGGGCUUUGACCAGGGCGUCAUGUCCGGCAUAAUCGGCGCCCAGAACCGCUUCGGACGAGACUUUGACAACCCCGACGCAGGCAUGCAAGGAAACAUCACUGCACUAUAUGACAUCGGCUGCGUAGUCGGCUCCAUCGUGUGCUACUUUAUCGGCGAGAAAUUCGGUCGUCGCACAAUGCUCCUCGCUGGAGGCGCCAUCAUGACAAUCGGGACAGCCAUUCUGGGCUCGUCAUACACAGUAGGCCAGUUAAUCGCCGGACGCAUAAUCACGGGCAUUGGGAAUGGGAUGAAUUCGUCCACGGCGCCGGUUUAUCAGAGCGAAUGUUCGCCUGCUGCGAUUCGGGGGGCCUUGUUGACGUUGCAGGGGACGGUGACCAUUUUGGGGGUUGUUAUUGCCUACUGGAUGGACUAUGGAACCAGCUUCACCGAAUCCCCCCUUCAAUGGCGAUUCCCCCUCUCCUUCCAAGCUGUCUUUGCCAUCUUCCUCAUCCUCCAGGUCAUUGGACUACCAGAAACACCUCGCUGGCUCGUCCAGCACGAUCGCCACGAAGAAGCCCGCGCCGUGAUCGCCGCGAUUGAAGACAAACCGCUCGAUGACGCGGAAAUCACCAAAACCAUCCUCGACAUCCAAGUCGGACUCGAAGAAGAGCAGCGAGGCGGGCCAUUCCGCUUCAUGGAACUCUUCACCUGGGGCGAAGUGCAGAAUCUCCGCCGGAUGCUGAUUACCAUCUCCAUCGAGAUCGGACAGCAGUUCACCGGGUCGAAUAUGAUCAACUACUACGCGCCGUCACUAUUCCAGGAGAAUAUGGGGCUGAGUCGGAAUCUAUCGCUGAUUCUAGCCGGGUGCGCGCAGUGCACGUAUCUCGUUGGCUCGGCGAUUCCAGUAUUUCUGAUGGAUCGAUUCGGUCGGAGGACAUUGCUGAUGGUGUGUUCCGCCGGGCUAUGCUUGUGCUUCGUGAUGGUGUCGAUCCUGUUGUCGCUGGGGAGUACCGGUGCCGCGUAUGGGGCAACGGCGUUUAUCUUCAUCUUCCAGCUGUUCUAUGGGAUUGGAUGGCUGCCUGUUCCAUGGUUCUAUCCGGCUGAGAUUAACACGACACGAGUGAGGACGAGAAUGCAGGCGAUUGCGAGCGGGUGGAAUUGGAUGGCUGUGUUUGCUGUGGUGAAGAUUACGCCGAUUGCUUUUGCGAAUAUUGGGUGGAAGACGUUUGUCAUCUUCGCUGUGUUGAAUGCAGUCUUCAUCCCGAUGGUGUAUUGCUUCUAUCCUGAGACAAAAGGACUGGAACUCGAGGAUAUACCAUUGCUGUUCGUCAAAGGAGGGGUCACGGGUGGUGUUCUCUCAUCUAAAGGAGGGAGGACGGUGAUGCCACAUCAGCAUGCUCAAGAAGUGCAGGUGGAUAGCAAAAUCGAGGGAAUGCUGCAGCAGGUUGAGGUUGUCAACUGAUAUCGAAUAUAAACAGGCUAUUCAGAUAAUGGCAGAUCUCGUUGCCACAGUAACUGCAUCAUCGUCAUCAUCAUGUACAUACCCCGCAUACUACAAUAACUACAACAAUCAUUCUACACUACAUCUACAUCUACAAUGGACCAAAAUAUCCACCGCAACCAGCUCUUCUCCGUCGAUGGCCUGGUCGCCGUCAUCACCGGCGGCGGCACCGUACGUCCACCACGCCCUGUAUACAUCCUAUGCUAAUCCACCCAGGGCAUCGGCCGCAUGAUGGCGCACGCUCUCGCCCUCAACGGCGCUCAAAAAGUGUACAUCCUCGGCCGACGA